GGUCCAGAACAUUUGACUAUCAGGUGGUUAAUUAUGCCGUUGCCCGGCCAAUGGUGCCUGAACGGGAAGUGUGUUGACCUUUUUUUUUGCACAAGGCACUGAAUCCAGCAUUCCUGCAGUCAAUUUAAGUCUAAACCACCCCUCCUCGUGACUUCACUCCGGUUGCUCCUGCAAGCACACAAGCCUCGGCACUUGGCGCUUAGCACGAUAGCCAACCCACGACUUCUUGCUGUUGGACCUGCUUGCUUCUUUGCAUCCCACCCGCGCACUGCCAUCGCGUUGCGCACGAGAUCGAGCCUAGACUCAGAACGAGACCAGGAAAGGCGACCACAAUGUCCUCCAACGUCCUCGCGGCCAGAGACGUGAACACGUCGAUGCCGGCCCAGCAGCCCUCAGCUGGCACCGAGACCAAGGCGGAUGCCAAGCCCGACGUUAUGAGCAUGGAGUACCACCGCCAGGUCUUCCAGUCUAAGAUGCAGCAGGGCGAGAACAAGACGUACAUCUCCCCCUCGGACAACAUCAUGAGCCCCUGCACCGCCAAGCUGAGCGCCUUCCGCAACAAGCAGGUCGGCAAGGUCAAGCCGAAGUCGCUCUUUGCCCAGGCCUCGGCUAAGAAACUCGGGGCCGGGAGCGGUGCCAGCGGUGCGGCCGCGCUCGGGAACAAGGCUGAAAACAACCCCUUCGCCAACUGAGCGUGCUCGCCCUCCAUACCUCUGUUCGACUGGGUUACGGAUAUGAGCCUGCCUGUCUUAUGAUACCUGUGCUUUGGCGGCGGUCUGUGGUUCGGUUCUACCAUCUUGUAUUUUUGUUUCCUGCUUCCACGUAGAGCGAUGCGUGGUCUGUUGGGAGAGGGAGGGAAGGGAAGGGUUGGCUGGGCUGGGAUUGGGCGUUUGGGCAAUCACGUCUCUUUGCGUUGAUUUCUGUGUUGUGGCGAUGCCAAUAGGGGGCUCUUUGUAUUGCCAAGGGUAAAGGGUGAGGGCUGAUAACGACUGGUUAUGACGA
Molecule: messenger RNA, 1002 nt
Organism: Thermothielavioides terrestris NRRL 8126
Lineage: Eukaryota; Fungi; Ascomycota; Sordariomycetes; Sordariales; Chaetomiaceae
Exons: 3
Coding region: 333-692 (119 amino acids)
Source: RefSeq, a predicted model, not a curated record